This is a messenger RNA of Trifolium pratense (red clover), 840 nucleotides long. RefSeq names its product B3 domain-containing protein At2g31420-like. Lineage: Eukaryota; Viridiplantae; Streptophyta; Magnoliopsida; Fabales; Fabaceae. Gene Ontology annotation, molecular function: DNA binding. The transcript has a single exon. The record is from RefSeq and is a predicted model, not a curated record. Bases 1 to 840 code for a protein of 279 amino acids.
AUGGCAAUCAAGAAGAUCAAUGAAUUGAUGGAAAAUAAGAAAAAGGAAUUCAACCCUCUUUUUAACUUUAGUUUGAAUAAAAUAUUAUCCCAAGAGGCUCCACAAUUUUAUACUGAACAAGAGUUAGCACAAAUAGAUGAAAUCAGUGAAAGUUUUGGUUUAGGUAGCACAUGCACAAUGAAAGGAGAGAAAGUGAAUAACAAAGAAAGAUGUUGCUCAAUUGAUGAAAGUAGCAUGUCUCAUCAUGAAGAAAGAAUAGCGAAAUCAAAGCCAAAGGAGAAGAGGGAACCAAAAAAACAAGACAAGGAAACCGUGCCAUCAUCACCACCAAAAUUGCCUACUCGUGUCGAGAACAAAAUCAAAGAGUUGAAUGGCCGUGAUAUCAAAUAUAUCAUGUGUAAGAAAUUAUAUUCGUCAGAUCUCGACGAAGAUAAAAAUCGUCUUUCAAUGCCGAUUAAAAAAGAAAAUCUUGAUUUUCUCCUUGACAUAGAAAAGGAGACAUUAGAGGAUCAAAAGGAUAAACCGGGGGGUGACUUAAAAGUGAUUAUGUUGGACCCUUGUUUCAGAAACUUCACAAUGUCUUUGAGGAAGUGGUACAUGGGCACUAGUAGUGUUUACAAUCUUGUACAAAAUUGGAAACAUGUUUUAUCAGAAAAUAAAUUUGAAAUAGCUCAACUUCUCAAUAUUUGGUCGUUUAGAGACGUCCACAACAAGUUAUGCUUUGUACUUGUUGAUGAUAAGAAGUCUGUAAUUGAAGGAUGUGAAAAGUUGGAGAAUCCAGUUGACUUAUCAAACAUGAAGAAAACAAUAAAAAUAAAAGCUCAAAGGGUGAGGAAUUAA